AUGGUUUCUGGAAAGGCAGCAAAUGCUAGACGCGUCAAGGAAUGGCGCGAGCGUCAGCGAGAAAAUCCCGAGAAACACGAAGAAUAUAAACGAAAAGAAAGGGAAAGAAAUAAGAAAAGACGAGAGAAAGGAUUGAUUCAACCUAUUGGCAAUUUGGGAGAAAGAGACCAAAGGAGUCAGAGGCGAAAGUGGAAAAUUAAUCAACGCAACAAAAGACAAAACGACAAAGAUCUGCAAAAACAGCUGGAAAGUAUUGAGACGCCGCCAAUGUCACCAUCACAAGCAGCAGCUGCUAAUAUAACAGUCCCUUCGGCUCGGGCAGAAACCUUGCAGAGGACAGGGAGAAAGAAAGUUAGGAAAGACCGGGCAAAGGCAUAUCGAGAUAUUUACAAAUUGAAAAUCAAAUUACAAAAGGAACAAAAGCAGAAGUUGAAAUACAAAAAGCGGUAUCAGCGAUUAGCAACCAAGAAAUCAAAAAGUCGCACAUUGAACAAGAAAGUUGAUGAAAUGAUACGGACGAAUGAAACAAAGAAGGCUCUUCUGGUCCACCAAAGUAUAGUGGACAGAAUCAAAAACAGAUAUAUGAAAUCGAAAUCACAAAAAGAAAAACAAAUGAUAUCAAGUUUGAUUUGCUCAUACAGGAUGAUGAGGACGAAUCGUCUUCUUACAUACUUCAGGAAAGUCACAGGGAUUACAAAGCAUUACAAUGGGAAGAGGCCAACGGAGAGACGGAGACCAACAAAACCACUCAGACUGAAAGCUGCAGUUUCUGCAUUUCUUGAGAGGGACGACAAUACCAGGCUGAAAGCGGGGAAGAAAUCGACGAUCACUCGACAAGGUGAGAAGAGGCAAAUACGACUGCUAACUGAUGACCUGAAGCACCUGUAUGCAAAGUUCCUUAAUGAAUACACAGGAAAAAUGUCGUACAGCUUGUUUUGUUUCCUGAGGCCAUUCCACAUCCGGGUACCAACAGCAACCGACAGAGAUACAUGCCAAUGCAAGAUACACGAGAAUAUUAAAUUCAAAGUAGAAAAAUGCAAACAACACGGAGUUCUCUCUACGAAUGAAAUGGAUUCUAUCAUCCAGACCAUUACAUGCGAUCCUAAGAAUAAAGAGUGCAUGUAUAGAGAGUGCCAGACCUGUAAGGAUCAAAGUAUAGAUUUCGACCUGACAAAUGGAGAUGAUCAAGUGUCAUGGUCUGUCUGGAAAUCACAGCGACAUGAAAGAGAGAAGACCACCAACGGGAAAACGACGACUACCACUGUUAGCAUGACGGUGAAAGAGCCGGAUUAUGGGUCCCUCAGAAUUCUUUCAGAAGAACUGCAGAAGGACAUUCAAAAAGUAACAAGACACAUAUUCAAUAUCCGUCACCAGUACCAAUCACUUCGAUUUCUACGAGACAGAAUGAACCAUGAGGAAAUAAUAAUGCACAUAGACUUCAGUGAAAACUAUAACUGCAAAUAUUCGUCUGAAAUCCAGAGCAUGCACUUCGGUGCCUCUCAGCGCCAAAUAUCACUACAUACAGGGGUCGCAUACGUAGCUGAAAAAACGUUUUCAUUUUGUACAGCUUCAGAUUGUCUGAAACAUGGUCCUGCAGCUAUAUGGGCCCAUUUACACCCAGUGAUAUCAAACUUGAAGGAAGAAUCUGGUGCAAAGAGAAUACAUUUCAUAAGUGACGGGCCAACAACUCAGUAUAGAAACAAACACAACAUGUAUUUCUUUUCUCAGAAGAUCUACCAGUAUGGAUUCGAGGGAGGAACUUGGAAUUUCCUAGAAGCUGCGCACGGAAAGGGGGCUGCCGAUGGUGUAGGUGCCGCUGUGAAGAGGCUUGCAGACAGAUCUGUUCUGGUAACUGGCAAGGACAUCAUGAGUGCCUCAGAUAUCAAAGGACUGGCGUCAGAAACCAAAGUGUCCCUGUACACAAUCUCUGAAGAGGAUAUCAGCAAUAUAGAGGCCGACAUUCCCUCCAACAUCAAGCCUAUUCCAAAAACAAUGCAGAUACACCAGUUAGUGACCAAGACUCGUGGUAAUGUCCUUCAUCGAGUACUAUCAUGCUUCUGUGGGGGAGAGUUUUUGGAAUGUAUCUGCUUUACACCAAGUACCACAGUAUUCAACAUAGAGGUAAGUAAAACGUCAAAACAAUUUUUAAGAGCAUUAUUUCAUACGUAG
Molecule: messenger RNA, 2169 nt
Organism: Pecten maximus
Lineage: Eukaryota; Metazoa; Mollusca; Bivalvia; Pectinida; Pectinidae
Exons: 2
Coding region: 1-2169 (722 amino acids)
Source: RefSeq, a predicted model, not a curated record